This is a messenger RNA of Aspergillus glaucus CBS 516.65, 583 nucleotides long. RefSeq lists its product as uncharacterized. The record is from RefSeq and is a predicted model, not a curated record. Bases 60 to 422 code for a protein of 120 amino acids. Lineage: Eukaryota; Fungi; Ascomycota; Eurotiomycetes; Eurotiales; Aspergillaceae. The transcript is spliced from 3 exons.
CUUACCUACAGUACUCCGUAUAACCAUCCUCUUUUUCAAAAUUUGUUGUUCCAAGCAUAAUGUCCCUCAAUCCCCUCAAGGCCACAGCCGCAGGCUGGCUCGCCAUCGCCCUCGGCCACACACUCAACGCCAAAGACUGGCAAACCCUCCCCCAAUUCCGCCAACUCCCCCGUCUAGCCUACACCUGCGGGACAAUCGGCUGGUACCAGGGUUCUCUUUUCUUCGUCAUGAAUGCAUUGAUUAACUACACCUGGGCCGAAAACCCGGCCUUGCUGGAUAUCCCACUGAACAGGGUUAUUGCGGGUUUGAUGACGGGGAUUAUGUGGGUUAGCUCCGGGUGGUACGCGAAGAAUGGGGUUUACGCGACUGGGGCAGUGGUUGCUGCUAUGGGGGGUGUGCAGGCUUGGUCUGUUUUUAGUUGAUUUCUGGACUCAGUGGUCUGGAGGUUGGGUGGGGGUAAUUAUAUCUGCUGCGUGGGCAUUUUGUCGCAGGAUUAACAGUCGAAAAUAUAUAUUUAAACAGAGCGUUCGAUAUCGCCUUUGCGGCAAUGCUUGACUAAAAUGGAAUAAAAACAUUUGCGCCC